Periophthalmus magnuspinnatus is the source of this 4504-nucleotide messenger RNA. Its product is annotated as dynein axonemal heavy chain 12-like. The transcript has 13 exons. The record is from RefSeq and is a predicted model, not a curated record. Gene Ontology annotation, biological process: intracellular signal transduction. Lineage: Eukaryota; Metazoa; Chordata; Actinopteri; Gobiiformes; Gobiidae. Bases 78 to 1802 code for a protein of 574 amino acids. Gene Ontology annotation, molecular function: protein binding.
UCCAAAGCAGAGAAACACGAGGCUGCUCCAAAGCACGUGGGGAAAAAAACAGCAUUCAACAAUAACAGAAGGUCAAGAUGGAUUUUGUGUUGGAGGAGGGAGACGAAGAUGCAGCCGUUCAGUUCAUGAUUCAACAAAGUCUCAUCGAAAGCCGACCAAAAGAACUUCAGACCCCCCACACCAGUUGUGAUGCAGGUGAAAAUCUGAUCUUCACUGCAAUAAGAAAAGGAAAUGAAAAGCUACUCAAGAAGUUGUGUGUGACUUACAAGGGUCAGUUCGAUCAAUCAGACGCCAGAGGAUGGACCCCUCUUCAUGAGGCCGCGGCUCAGACCAAUCACACCAUCCUUGAACUUACCCUAAAAGCAAUGGGGCGGGACUUCCUGGAGCGUCGAUCUGUGACUGGUCAGACCCCAUUGCAUGUGUCAGUUGAGAAAGGGUUCAUUGAAAACACUACGCUUCUGCUAAAACAUGGAGCAAAUCCGGAUGCACCUGACGAGGACGAGGAUACGCCCAUGUUCACAGCGAUCCGCUUGGGCCGCUCUGACCUGGUGGAACUGUUGUUGAGCUCUGGCUCUAGAGUGAACCAGGAGGGCUGUCAUGGCCGCUGCCCGUUGCACGAGGCCUCGAAGCUGGGUAACUCCACUCUGGUCGACCUGCUAUUGAAGAGUGGAGCCAGGCCCGACCCCCGCAGCCACUAUGGACUCACUCCUCUCGCCCUCGCUGCUCAGGGGAGCCACCGGGCGGUGAUAGAGAGCUUGCUCCGGAAAGGAGCUGAUGUUCUGUCCCAGGCCAAUGACGAGGCAUCCAUUUUGUUCGAGGCAUCUGCACACGGGGACCCAGAGAUGAUCCGACUGUUACUCGAGUAUGGAGCAGACCCAAACGUGCCCAAACACUCUGGACACCUGCCCAUCCACAGAGUUGCUCACAGAGGACACCUACAGGCUUUGAAGCUCCUGAUCCCGGUGACCUCCAUGUCUGAAGUGGCGGACAGUGGAAUGAGCCCUCUCCACUCUGCAGCAGCAGGAGGACACACCCACUGCAUAAAGGCUUUGCUGGAGGCGGGGUAUGACCCGAAUUACAUGCUGCACCCAUGGGUCCGUCGUGGCUAUGACGAUGAGAGGAAGUCCGCCCUGUUCUUUGCCGUCUCCAACAAUGAUGUCCCAUCAGCCCAAGCUCUUCUAGAGGGCGGAGCUAUGGCCAAUCAGGACCCCAUCAAGUGCCUGCAGGUGGCGCUGCGUCUAGGGAACUAUGAGCUGAUCCAUCUGCUGCUCCGCUUUGGGGCAAAUGUGAACUACUUCUGUAAAGUCAACACCACACACUUCCCCUCAGCCCUGCAGUACACUAUAAAGGAUGAGGUGAUGAUGAGGAUGCUGUGUAAUUUCGGGUAUGAUGUUCAAAAGUGUUUUGAUUGUCCGUACGGCAGUGGCUCUCACAUCCCACUGAACUACGAAGGCUGGAGCGACGCUGUUAUCAAAGACACUAUGUUCUGUGAGGUCAUUUGCGUCUCAUCGAUGAGAUACCUCACUGGCCAUGUGGUCCGCAUCUUAUUGGAUUACCUGGACCAUGUGACCUUCUGCUCCAAACUGAAGGCGGCUCUGAUGGAGACCCAAGUGUGGCCCGAGAUCUGCACCAUUCAAGAAAACCCGCGUUCACUGCAGCAUUUGUGUCGCCUCAGAAUCCGCCGUUGCCUGGGGCGACUGCGGCUCCGAUCGGCCACAUUCAUGAGUUUUCUGUCACUGCCAAAAAGACUCAAAGACUUCAUCCUGUUCAAAGAGUACGAGCUCUACAAGGGGCCGGGCUGAGGGGUACAGAAGAAUAGUUAUAAUUUAAGCUUUGAGUUGUAUUUGUAUCAUCAUUUGUGUCAGGAUGACCACCAAGUUCCUUAUUUAUAUCUCAUUGAUUUUCCGGCUUUAUUCACGCAUAAGCGUCUGUGCAUACUUCUAGUCAUUUUUCCAGGAAGUUGCACAAUCAAAAAUGUCAGGAAAUCAGUUCUGGCUUUGUUCACACAUGACCCUUUUCUUGUAAAAUGCAGGUAAAUUCCCAGGUCAGGCUGCAUGUGUGAAUUAGGCUUAUUACAACCAUUUAGUCCUGUCACUUGUCCCACAUACCAUAAAUAUUACAAACAAACACGUUUUUAGGGGGUGUCUUUGUGAGUUGUAAUAAGAUCUAAUGCCAUUCCAAAAUAUCUAAAUGUGUUUUUAGGAAUGAACAUUGAACAUCAUGUUGUUUUAAAGGAGUCUUUAUCUAUAAGCCUAAAUCUAUCAUGUCUAUCCCAUCAUGUCCCCACCAAACGUGUCCCACUUUUACUGCUUUGAGUUGGUCACCCAAAUUUGUGUGCAUAAUGAAUGUGUUAAAAGGGGUAUGGUUUCUGACUCUUGCUCUUUAAAAGGACAUGAAUUUGACAUGUCAGCUUUGGCACGUUUAUCUAUUGAAACUACAGUUUUAAAGUAUACUAUAUGACUUUUCUGGUGGAGGGUCUGCCGUUUGCUUAUCUCCUUGUGCAUGUUAUUGCUUUGCUUGGAAUAUUCCACCAUAUGGCAUUAACUUUAUCUAUCUUGCAUUUAUUCAAUAAUGGGCGUAUCUGUUGGUGGUUUUCAGAUUUUAAAAUGUGAUGAUGUCAUGCUCCCAGGCUAAGAACCAGUUUUCCCUAUUGAUUGCAUUGUACUUUGCCUUGAAGUAUCCCAAAGGUAAAUUUAUAAAUGUUUAACUGGAUCAUCUCUUUCUCAUCUCCAUGAAGUUGGAUAUGUUUAAUGCCAUGCUGUGAAACAUUCCAGGCAAAGCAAAAGAGGUUAUGCAUUGAGAUCAUUUUAUUUGAAAAAUGCCCCUCAACAUUCUAACUGAGUGGCACUGAGGCAGAACUAUGAGCAAGUUUACAGACAAAGUGUGUUUUUUGCUUUUUAUUGCGUCAUUUUUGUCCAUGGAGCUAUUCUUUUUGCCCCACAAUAAUAAUUUCUUCAACAUAUGGACUCAGAAACAUUUUAUUUAAGGAGAGAAAGGUUUGUUUCAGCUGUGUCUGAUCCCAAAGUCUGUAUCAGUAUUAAAUGUGUGUGUAGUCUGCAGUGUCCCCAUUGUUUAACUGUUUUCUAUUGUUGACUUGAUUUUCUUGUUUUAGAUGUCAGGUACAAACUAAAUAUUUAGCAGAGUUGUAAACUUUGUAUUUGUGUGAUGUAAUCUGUAUAUCCUCUAUAGCAUCUCCAUGGAGACAAGCAGGUGACAGACCCUUCACUCAAAAAAUUACACUGGGCACCUUUGAGUUUCAAGAAAUAUUUCCGAAAAUUAUUAACUGAACAGUCACACUCAGAAAGAAAGAAUUACUCAACAACAAUAAAUCUACUCUCAUCUUCACAUAUUUUUUAUUAUAAUUUUUUUAUUUCACUUUUUCUGAUUUGGGACUUUCCUCAAAACCUGAACAAAGUAAAGACAAUCCGGCUGCAACUUUGGGACAUUUCAGAGCCUAAAAGUGUCCAAAAAAAUAUAUAUAUAUAAAACACAGCAACAUGUUAAUAUCAAGUACGAUUUUACACACCAAGUUUGUCACAUAUGUUUAAAAUUAACUCAAUUAAAACUGGUUCAAAUUGUAAUUUUGGUUAACUUUUUGAUUUUGGUUUUGCCCUGCGCUGUAAAAAAAAAAAUUCUAAACUGUUUAAAUGACCUGUUGGAAUAAUAAUCUGCUUUGUUGUUAAUGAUUGCACUAGAAAUAAGGUACACUUUUCUACCUGCUUGGUUGAUUUGUUUCCUUAUUUUAAGAUAAAUGCCCCUGAAUCCAGUCAGAAAAGCCAUGCAACAAGUUCAAUAUCACUGGUCAGAUAAAGAGGUAGGGAUAUCACGACCAAUCAUUGUAAGAACACAGAAAUGAGACUUUUAGAAGCAAAAAUUACAUUUCAAUCUAUACUCCUAAAAGAGUUAUUAAGGGAUUAUGUCACAUUAAGAUUGCUUAAUGAUUCAGGUGGUCAGUGAAUUUAUUAACUGUUGUUUGGUCAUGUGUCAAUAACAGUGAUGUUUUUCCUCAAUGAUCGCAACACUGCAGUUUGAUUUCGUGGAAUCCCUAUGCAAAGGACUAACUGUUAAAUCUAUUCGUAAAAUGAGCUAAAUUUCUCAAAACUUCUCAAAACAAGAUUCAUAUUCCAAAUAAAUGUAACUAAUAUAUUUCAAAUGUAACUAAUAUAUUUCAGCAGUAUAAGCUACUCUAGCAGUACCUUACCCUGGUUUGGACACAUUUUAGUCUUAUUUUAUUUUAUUCUAAUGAAAAAAAAACCCCAACAACUUUUGAUUUGACGUCUGUAAUCCAACAUCAACACUUCUUUAGCCCUAGUUUACUCCAGUGUAGGGCUGUGUAAUUAAUUGAAUUUUAAUACAGAUCGAGGUUCAGUAAUUUUAACUUUAACUUUUUAACCAGCAGCCAAUCCUCUGUCAGUAAACCCAGUAAAAUUUUACCUGUUUUUGGAAUGCCAAAUUAUGAAAGUCUGUAUUGUUUAUAUUAAAAAAAAAAUAAAUACUGGAAGCC